AUGGUUAAAAAGAAACGUAGUAAUGUUCAGUCAAACGAGCUGUCUGGAAAAGGUGCUACUGCUGGAAAAAGAACACGGAUUUGGAAAAGCUUGAAACAGAUUAUAACUGCUGAUCGUUUGCUACCUGUACCUGCACGUGAUAUUUCAUAUUCAAGUAUUGAUAGCCCUCCUUCAACUAAGCCAUCGAAAAAGUAUUCCGAUCUCAGUGGUUUACCGUUUAAACCAAACAGUAUUUCCAUGUUCAGAAAUAUUAUUCAUUGGGCUGCAGUUUGAAAAAAUUGUAGACCUAUAAAUUCUCAUUGUUGGCUGUCUGUUCAUCCUUAACCUUGAGAACAAAGUUAGACAGAUGAAAGUUGAGACCAGAUAUGGAAUGCUUGGGGGCAGAAGGCUCUGAUUAACUAUAUACAAACUUCUGAUUUUUAUCAGAAGUCAUGUUGU
Messenger RNA from Centruroides sculpturatus (bark scorpion), 438 nucleotides. Its product is annotated as INO80 complex subunit C-like. Gene Ontology annotation, cellular component: Ino80 complex. Bases 1 to 273 code for a protein of 90 amino acids. NCBI's taxonomy places the organism in Eukaryota, Metazoa, Arthropoda, Arachnida, Scorpiones, Buthidae. The transcript has 4 exons. Gene Ontology annotation, biological process: chromatin remodeling. The record is from RefSeq and is a predicted model, not a curated record.